UUUGUUGAAGGAUAGAUAAGGAGUGGAGAUAGGAGUAGAAUUUCUGUUUUAUUUGUAGGGUUGGUUUGACUUUGAGUUGAUCGAUUCGAUUUGAUUCAAUGGCAUUUCCAGCUAAGAAGCUCAUCAACCAUCCCAACGAUGUUGUUACUGAGUUCAUUGAAGGUCUCGUCGAGACUUAUCCUGCUCUAAACUAUUUAGACGGCUUUCCUCAGGUGAAGGUUGUGUUACGUGCCGAUGUUUCAUGUACAACCUAUGAUAAAGUUGCAAUCAUAUCAGGGGGAGGAAGUGGCCAUGAGCCUGCUCAAGCUGGAUAUGUGGGAGAAGGUAUGCUGACGGCAGCCAUCUUGGGGGAUGUCUUUACCUCUCCGCCAGUUGAUUCAAUUUUAGCUGGGAUACGAGCUGUAACUGGUCCUAUGGGAUGUCUUCUGAUUGUUACGAACUAUACCGGUGAUCGUUUGAACUUUGGUUUGGCUGCUGAGCAAGCAAAAUCUGAAGGUUAUAAAGUAGAGACUGUAAUUGUUGGGGAUGAUUGUGCCUUACCUCCACCUCGAGGAAUUGCCGGAAGAAGAGGUUUGGCAGGCACUAUUCUUGUUCAUAAGGUUGCAGGAGCUGCUGCUGCUGCUGGUCUUUCUCUCAUUGAUGUUGCUGCAGAAGCAAAACGUGCAUCUGAAAUGGUGGGGACGAUGGGUGUUGCAUUAUCCAUUUGCACACUUCCUGGUCAGGUUACAUCGGAUCGUUUGGGCCCAACAAAGAUGGAAUUGGGUCUUGGCAUUCAUGGAGAACCUGGUGCAGUUGUGGCAGAUCUUCAGCCCGUAGACAUAGUGGUUUCUCAUGUUCUUAAGCAAAUAUUAUCUCCGGAAACAAACUAUGUUCCAAUAACACGAGGUUGUAGAGUGGUCCUCAUGGUCAAUGGGUUAGGCGGCACCCCUGUAAUGGAACUAAUGAUUGUAGCAGGAAAAGCAGUCCCAAAAUUGCAGCUGGAGCAUGGACUUGCUGUUGAUAGGGUUUAUACAGGGUCAUUUAUUACUUCUCUUGACAUGGCAGGUUUCUCAAUUUCUAUCAUGAAGGCUGAUGCAUCUAUUCUUCAACGAUUAGAUGCUGCAACUAAAGCUCCUUAUUGGCCUGUUGCUGUAGAUGGUAAUCACCCACCUGCUAAGAUUCCUGUUCCAGUUCCACCAUCUCAGUCAGCAAAGAGAGAAGAGCCGCGGAGUCGGUCACUUCAACUAAAUGAGCAAGGCCAAGUUUUUAAGGAAGCCAUAGAAGCUGCCACAAAUGCAAUUAUAAAUCUUAAGGACAAUCUAAAUGAAUGGGAUAGCAAAGUUGGUGAUGGUGACUGCGGGUCAACUAUGUGUAGAGGUGCAAAAGCAAUUCUCGAGGACAUAAAAAAUUAUCCUCUGAAUGAUGCUGCAGAGACUGUUUGUGAAAUUGGAUCGUCAAUUGGACGAUCUAUGGGAGGAACAAGUGGGAUAAUAUAUACAAUUUUUUGUAAGGCAGCAUAUACACAGCUGAAAAAAAUCUCCCACUCUGGUGUCACACCGAAACAAUUUGGGAAUUAA
Molecule: messenger RNA, 1556 nt
Organism: Gastrolobium bilobum
Lineage: Eukaryota; Viridiplantae; Streptophyta; Magnoliopsida; Fabales; Fabaceae
Product: putative 3,4-dihydroxy-2-butanone kinase
Exons: 18
Coding region: 99-1556 (485 amino acids)
Biological process (GO): glycerol catabolic process
Cellular component (GO): cytosol
Molecular function (GO): glycerone kinase activity; ATP binding
Source: RefSeq, a predicted model, not a curated record